CUGAAACAAACAGUGUUACUUACAUGCUCUGUAAGGUUGAGUAUUUCUUUUAUUUAAUUGUUUUCAACGAAAAACUGUCACGCAUUGGAUUCUAAAUACAAGAACAAAUGAAGAUUACACUAACGCGAUCUGUCAUAAUAACUAUGUUCGGUCGAGUGUUUAUGUCAAAUUUUCGUAAUAUUUCGCUUCUCUCGAGGGUGUGGAAUGGUUCUAACAGAAUAUUGGCUGGUAAACAAUCUGAGGAAAAAAUGAUAUCAAUUUUAAGAAACAAAUUUCCCGAAGCUAAAGUUAUAGAAGUAAAUGAUAUAUCAGGAGGAUGUGGUGCAAUGUUUGAAAUAAAUGUCAUUGCACCAGAAUUUAAAGGAUUAAACACUAUUAAGCAGCAUCGAUUAAUUAAUGAAGCACUUAAAGAAGAGAUUAAGGAUAUGCAUGGUGUCAGAAUAUAUACAAGUGCUCCUAAAUGUUAG
This is a messenger RNA of Eufriesea mexicana, 467 nucleotides long. RefSeq names its product bolA-like protein 3. Lineage: Eukaryota; Metazoa; Arthropoda; Insecta; Hymenoptera; Apidae. Gene Ontology annotation, cellular component: mitochondrial matrix. The record is from RefSeq and is a predicted model, not a curated record. The transcript is spliced from 4 exons. The coding region runs from base 108 to 467 and encodes 119 amino acids.